This is a messenger RNA of Lampris incognitus (smalleye Pacific opah), 1713 nucleotides long. Its product is annotated as carbohydrate sulfotransferase 12-like. The transcript is spliced from 6 exons. Gene Ontology annotation, biological process: proteoglycan biosynthetic process; carbohydrate biosynthetic process. The record is from RefSeq and is a predicted model, not a curated record. Gene Ontology annotation, cellular component: membrane. Gene Ontology annotation, molecular function: sulfotransferase activity. The coding region runs from base 142 to 1419 and encodes 425 amino acids. Lineage: Eukaryota; Metazoa; Chordata; Actinopteri; Lampriformes; Lampridae.
UUCCCCCAGAGACAAAAUGAAGCGAAUCUACAUUCUGUGGUUGAGCAGGAAAUAUCUCCUUUCGUGAGAGAUGGUUGCCAUGGAGCUGAGAUAGUUGCUUCCUGUUUCUCCAUCCAUCCUGCCUGUGGAUCUGCUGCAGCCAUGGGGAUGUGGCGUGGUCUGCGAGUGGCGUUCAUUGUCGGCUCUUUGUUCAUGAUUCUGCUGAUUAUUGUCUACUGGGACGAUGUAGGGGGGUUCAACCUCUACCCGCUACAAGAUCCCAAACACAACCCCCUUGACUAUUACUCUCAACCUGAGACAUCCCCAGGCUCCUUACACUCCCUUUCUACUGCCACGGUCCUGCCCAGUUCUCUCCUCUCUCUCCCCACCACCGGAGGCAGCACUCCCCCCAUCCCAGAGCAGCUGGAGGUGGGGAGCAAGGCUGAGAGGUACCGAGAGAAAGAAAGGGAGGAGAAGGAAGGGGAGAGAAGGGAAGAACACGAGGAGGAAGAAGGUGAGUGGAGGCAUGCUGAGGAAAGGAGACAGGAGGAGAGGAAGCAGAGCAUUGUAAGUGUGUGCUCAGGAGAGGGGUCGGUGGAAUUUCCUGGAAAGACCCGGACGUUCGACCAGAUCCCCAACAGAGAACUGGACCACCUGAUUGUAGAUGACACCCACCAGAUUAUCUACUGCUAUGUUCCCAAGGUAGCGUGUACCAACUGGAAGAGGGUGAUGGUGGUUCUCUCUCAAUCUCUGGUCUCCCCCUCCUCGGGAAAACCCUACACUGACCCAGAAGCCGUACCUCCUGACCUCGUACACAACUCCUCUCUCCACCUGACCUUUGCCAAAUUCUGGCGUCAUUAUGGCUCUCUGUCCCGACAUCUCAUGGCAUUGAAGCUGCAGCACUACACUAAGUUCCUGUUUGUACGAGACCCCUUUGUUCGCCUCAUCUCUGCCUUCAGGAACAAAUUCGGAAGGCCAAACGAGGACUUUUACCGGCAGUUUGGUUCUGUCAUGCUGCAUCGUUAUGGUAACCUAUCUGGAAGUCUUCCAGAGACAGCAGCCCAGGCGUUUGCUGCAGGAAUCAAACCAUCGUUCCAGCAGUUCAUCACAUACCUACUGGAUCCAGAGACUGAGAAGGACGCUACCUUCAAUGAACACUGGCGGCAGGUGUACCGUCUGUGCCAUCCAUGCCAGGUCCAGUAUGACUUUAUUGGCAAGUUAGAGACCCUAGAGACAGACUCAGAGCAGUUGCUCAGAAUCCUGGGAGUGGAUCACCUGCUUCACUUUCCUACCGGAGCCCGCAACCGCACUGCUGCCAGCUGGGAGAGGGAUUGGUUUGCUGGGAUACCCAUAGAAAUGAGAAGGGAAUUGUACAAGCUGUAUGAGCCGGACUUUGAGCUGUUUGGAUACCCCAAACCCGACAGUGUGCUCCACCGGUAGACCAACACAGAGUGCCAAGUGCCUGGGCACUGAACAAUGUACAGAGCCAAUGCAUUAUCUACCUUUACACCAGUAAAGCCUUUUAUCCACAAAGCUGUUUAAUUUUCCAGUUUUGCCAUACCUCAUACAAGUGGAGUGCCUGCCGGAAGUAAUUCAUGCUGCCCAAAUCUGCCUCAGUUUGCCCACUGUUGUAGCACAUUUCUUAACAUUGUAGGACACACUUGCAAGCUAAUGUAUCUCAGAUUUUCCAUAUCAAAGCACUUUAAAUGGUAUUUUGCUAAGUAAACGUUCGGC